Molecule: messenger RNA, 2967 nt
Organism: Apodemus sylvaticus (European woodmouse)
Lineage: Eukaryota; Metazoa; Chordata; Mammalia; Rodentia; Muridae
Gene: Fam219b
Product: family with sequence similarity 219 member B
Exons: 5
Coding region: 104-694 (196 amino acids)
Source: RefSeq, a predicted model, not a curated record
GCGCCUGCGCGUCGCCAUCUUUCUAAAGGAGUGUACAUCUUGUCAUUCGUUCUUCUCCGCGCCGGGCUAGACACCGGCGGGGCGGGACGGGGCGGAGCCGGUCAUGGCGACCGGGGAGCUCCGCGAGCAUGCGGCGCGGAUGUCCACCCAGGGGUCCCAACCUGGCGUGGCUCCCGACACCGGGGCAGGAGCUGCGGGGCUGCCCUCCGGACACAGCAGCGGCGCGGCCCUUCGGCUCGGGGAACGCCCGCCCCCCGCCAUGGAGAAGCGGGGACCCUACUUGGUGACGCGCGCACCUUCCAUUCAGGCUAAACUGAAGAAGCACCGCGACCAUGCCAAGGCCGUUCUACGGAGAAAGGGCAUGCUGGGUGCCUUGACGAACCGCCCCGAUUCUUCAGGGAAAAGGUCAGUGAAGUUUAACAAGGGCUAUACUGCUCUUAGCCAGAGUCCAGAUGAACACCUGGUGUCCCUUGACUCUGACAGUGAUGGGGAGCUGGAAUCCAGAUACUCCUCCGGGUAUUCCUCAGCAGAGGUAAACCAGGACGUGAGCCGGCAGCUGCUGCAAGAUGGAUAUCACCUGGAUGAGAUUCCAGAUGAUGAGGACCUGGACCUCAUUCCUCCUAAGCCUAUUGCUUCUUCCACGUGUUCUUGCUGCUGGUGCUGUCUUGGGGAUUCUUCCUGUACCCUGCAGUAGCCAUAACCCUCCAGGAUAGGCCAAUGGCCCUGAUGGCCUUUCAUAGCUCAGUGCACUGGGUACCGCUGCCAGCCCAGAACCACUGGAGGCACUGACCUCUGGGCAGGCCAGUGGCCUACAGGUAACCCUCACCUGGUGCUUCUCAUGUCAGAGGCCCUGUCUGGGUCAUAGGUGAUAGGUGGCAGUCUGCAGGUUUCUACUGGGGCAGUUUCAGGAAGCCACUUUAAUAAUGGCAGGAGGAGAACCACUUUCUGUGAUUCUUAUGCUGCUGAUGAGGAUUGUUAAGAAAACCAUUUACAGACCUUCUGACUGGCGUUUGUCAAGGUGUUCUGAGGAGGGAGAAGAAAGACCUCCUCCACUCAUGCUGUACUGGGGGGUGUGGUGGGAGCCAGGGAACAGCACUUCGUGGCUUACAGGAGGAAGAGUACAACUGGGACCAAGUCAAGUAAGCACCAAGUGGGUUGUUCCUUCUUGUCUGGUUAUGACGAGGAAUCUAAUGAUGUAGGACCGUGGCUUUCAGAACCUAUGGACUUGGGACAUUCUGGUCCUGCUGUCUAGAUGGGCUUAGUGACUCUGUCAGCCCUACCCCAUUAGAAGAGAACCUCUCAGUCAUGUAUGUUUGUUUAUCUGUAGUUCCCUGGCCUUGGAGAGUUUUUCCAUUUUUUUUUUUUAAGGUAAAAAUUGGAUUGGCUGCUGGGACCAGAAACCUGCAGUUUUUGUGAUUACCAGCAGAGGGAGCUGCUGGGAAGUCAGUGCCUUCUUAUGUUUGGCUGUUUAAGCUUUAGAGAAGUAUUGAUGGAUGAGAGCUGAUGUCCUGCUGUAGCUAGCUGUGUGACUCUGGCCUACAUGGAAAUGUUUAGAUAGGAUGGGGAGAGGAGACCUAAGCCAACUCCUGGACCCCACUUGAGUUGAUGAAUCUGCAAUGCAGGGGGGGGGUCUUCCCUUUAACAAGGCACAUUGCUCCCCCCGACCCCCCACAGGGCUCACAGGCUGGAGGUGUAGUGCUGGUAGAGUUCUUGCCUAGCAUGUGCAAGGCUGGGGAAGGGGGUGCUCAAAACGAGCCUGUGGGUGAGCACAGCACAAUCCCAAGCCUGAACACAACAAAUGCAGGACUAAUUUCUCCUGCUAUACUAAGCCUCUUCCUGGAAUGUCAUUUUCCCAGACCCCCUUCCCCAGGGUCCUCUUCUUUGUUUUAUUUUACCCAGGUGUGCGGCGAGGCUUGGGAUAGAUAUGGUUCCCAACAUAAGGGGCACAAUAGAGUUAGGGGUUGGGCACCACAUGUGACGGUCCUGUCCGGUGAAUACUAGAGGCUUAGGAGGAAUGACAUGCCCCCUAUGUCCCUUCACAAGUAGUAGCAGAAAGGGUAAGAUCAAAAACCAAGCCUGUCCUCAGGAUGGCUGCCAGUGCCUAGCAGGGUUUUUUGUUGUCGAGCUGUGGAAGGUUGAAAACAGUGGACUGUGUCUAGGGGCUUUUUACUCGACUAUCCAACAGCAUCACAGGAGGGGUGAUGGGACAGAGGCACAUCUGCUUAGUUGGGUCUCAGAUGCUGACUGUGCUCUGCAGUGGGAGUCUGCAACUCUGUGCAAGGACCUCACAUUCUGAGCGCUUAGUGUAAGGCCUGCAGGGAAGGAACACGAACCGUACCCAGGCCUUCUAAGACUCUGCAGAAGUGGAGACCUCAAGUGCAAAGGGAGUAGAGAGAGACUUGGUGCUGGGGUUCAGUGAGGCCAGAAGUGGUUGUGGAACUUAAGUAUGGAGCUAUAUUUCUAUGUGGACAAAACAGUAGCCUGGACAUUUGGCAGCUCCUGGGGGUGGGCCGUACCCCCCAAAACCACACCCUGUGGGAUGGUUGGGGGUGGGCUGUACCCCCCAAAACCACACCCUGUGGGAUGGUUGGGGGUGGGCUGUACCCCCCCAAACCACACCCUGUGGGAUGGUUGUCGCUGUAGUUAACAUUGAUGUACUUUGCCGGAACUGUCCCUGGAAAGAACUUUCUGGAACUGGGUGGGCUAGUCAGGGAAGGCUCCAUGUUGUCCACUAGGAGGGGGAGAAAUGGACAGCUGUCAGGGCUGGAUAAAAACGAUGCCAGGAAAGGCACAAUGGUGCCUACACCCUAACUGCCUUAACUCCGAGGGCUGGGUGUCCUACAGGAGGAAGCUGUGGGGAAGGAUCUGAGCCUCCUCAGGAGCCGCUCCCCGGGGUUUACACUGCUCCUCAGACCUCUCUCAGCUUGCACUUUCAGUCUGUUAUAAUAAAUGCAAUCCUGGUAGUGA